AUUUAGGUUAUAUUGUGAAUUUUGUUUUUAAACUCUAAAUAUCACUGUAUUUCAUGUAACAUAAUUAAUUUCAAAAGUGUUGUGAGGUGCCAGGAGUUGUGUAUAAUGUUCCGCGUUGUUUCAUGAUACAAGAUGGAGGCGGUAAAAUGGCUGGCGUUUAUCACUGUGUGCUCGGCAAGCCAAUACGACAGUGGAGGUGAAAAAAAUGGCUUGACUGAAAACGAAAAUUCUACUGUACGCCUUGAGCCGAUAGAAGGCACGCCCAACUUCAGACUAAUCAAGCCAGAGAAAGCCACUCAGUGGUUCCCGGAAAGAGAAAUUAAACUCGACAGUUGUGUGCGCAAAUCCCGAUGUGAAGCGCUUAAUAGAACCACCUGUCUCGGAGUGAAGUUGCCAUACAAUAAAACGAGUGUGCGUCUAACAUUCUACGAUACACAAUAUAAAAUACAGAAUCAACUGGAGUUGUAUCGUGAGCUUAUAAAUGUGCCAAAAUGCUGGGCGGUUAUACAGCCACUGUUGUGUGCUACGCUAAUGCCGAACUGUGAAAGAAUUAAUGGUCAGGAUAUGGUGUAUCUGCCCUCGUAUGAAAUGUGCAAGAUUACAAUGGAGCCCUGUGCUAUUUUGUACAAUACCUCGUACUUUCCGUCCUUUCUUAAAUGUAAUGUUACCCUGUUCCCGUCGAAGUGUGAUAAUGCUGCUCGCGAGAUGAAGUUCAAUACGACAGGGAAAUGCCUGCCGCCCCUCAUUCAUACUGAUAAAAAUGUGCAUUUUUAUGAAGGUAUCUCCGGCUGUGGUCUUCCAUGCAGGGAUCCCCUGUAUACAGAAGAUGAACACCAACAAAUCCACAGGCUUGUAGCCUGGGGAGCCUCUGCCUGUCUCGCCCUGAACCUUCUCACCGUAGCCACUUUUCUGAUAGACUGGCGGAGCGCCAAUAAAUACCCAGCGCUAGUGAUAUUUUACAUCAAUGUUUGCUUCGCCGUUGCGUCGAUGGGUUGGCUAGUACAAUUUGGUGUGGGGUCCAGGGAUGAUAUUGUCUGCUCAAAAGAUGGAACGAUUCGCCAGGGCGAGCCAUCAGCAGAGGAAAAUCUAUCUUGUGUGGUAGUUUUUGUACUGGUGUACUAUUUCAUGAUGGCGGCGUGUGUUUGGUUCGUGAUAUUUACAUACGCGUGGCACAUGAGCUUCCGGGCGUUAGGAAAAAUCCAAGAUCGAAUAGACAAAAAAGCGGCCUAUUUUCACUUAGUGGCGUGGUCUUUACCGCUUAUACUCACAAUCGCAACGAUGGCCAUCGGUGAAGUCGACGGCAGUAGUAUCACCGGAGUAUGCUUCGUGGGUUAUGUGAAUCAUGCUAUGAGAGGUGGUUUGCUUUUGGCACCUUUGUUUGUGGUUCUCAUAUUGGGAGGAUAUUUCCUUUUGAGAGGUGUAGUUUCCCUAGUAGCAGUGCGAGUGUCGAGCCGAGAUGUUAUAUCUCCUCGGGCAGCGAACAAGAUUCGUCAGACCAUAACCCGUUGUUCCCUAACCGCUACUUUGGUAGCCGUAUUCAUUUGCGUCACCUUCGCCUGUCACGUCUACGAGUUCAGGAAUGCGGAAUCCUGGAAGGAGGCCUUUAAAAGGAAUAUUAUUUGCCGCCUCGAAGCCCUAAAAGAACCAGAAAAGGAAUGUUCGAACGGCGCUCGGCCAUCGGUAUCAGUUCUUCAACUGCGUCUCUUGUGUUGUUUCGCUGCUGGCGCUCUGAUGGCUUCGUGGACGUGGACUCCGGCUGCAGCCGCCGCCUGGCGACGGUAUAUGGCCAAAAAAUGCGGGUGUUCGGUAGAAGCGGAAAUGACGCGUCGCGCGCAAAAACACGAGCUGAUAGCGCGUGCGUACAAACGCAGGAAUGAAUUCAUGACACGCGGAAGGCUCUCCAUCUCCUUGGGAGGCUCUCGACAGGACCCUGUGGGACUUUGCCUGGAUCAUACAUCGCCCAUUGACUGCCCGGAUGAUGCAAAACAUGAAAGUGGUGAGCUGUCUUCAUCAUGGGCAGCUAAUCUGCCGCGUUUUGUGCGCAGACGGGAUGCGUUAGUUUUGCCGACGCACGCACAUCAUUCGCUCAGCUCCACGCCGGAUCGACGGAAUUCACAAGACUCCCAAAUCAGCAUCAGCCUUCGUCAUUACUCCGUGGAGUCCAGACGUAACUCUCUCGACAGUCAGCUGUCUGUCAAAAUCGCCGAAAUGAAGACCAAAGUGGGUAGACGCAGGACCAAACAUACAAAAACUAAGCGAAAGAGCCGAACGCCGAGAAAGGAAAGCACGCCAUCUCUCGAGAGCCAGAUAAGUCGAUAUUGGCUUAAGGCGGUAGCCAAUAAUGAUCCUUCUAGGGAGGAGGUAAAGUUCAGUUUUGAUUGAUGCAAGAAUUGCAAUUUGCAUUUCUGAUGGGAGCGGUUAAAAUAUUUCGAAUCGUAUCCCAAUUUUUUUAGUGUAUUUACUAUGGAAAUAUGUAAACAGGCAAUUUUUAUUGAAGCCGUAGGCCGUUUCUUUAGCUGGGGCUGUUAAAUAUUUUUGUAACAUAAAAAAUACAGUGACGAAUCAAUUUUACGCGAAUAAUUCGUUAAUCCGAAUGCAUUUUAUAAAAUAUAUCAAUGUAAUUUAUCUUUGAUAAUUUGAUAAAAAAUAUUUUUAUAGUCAUCAUAUUUAAUGUAUGAUUCAUUUUUUGCAUAUUGAUAGGCAUUUUCAGAAUUCGAGACCGCAUUCAAAAUCAGUUAAAUCAAUGCAAUGUGAUUACGUUAAUUUUAACGAAAAGGAAAAUCUAUGUAACUCUGAAAGACUUUCUGAUAUGAAUUUGAAAAUGUUAUAGUAGAAAAUCUACUUAAGUUAGUGGUUAGGGCAAGAUUCAAAGACAAUUGUUAGUGCUAAAACCACUCUGAAUCUUAACUGUAUGAAAUGAGUCAAUGAAAAACAAUUUCAGCACACCAUAGUUAUUUGGUUUUUUACCUAUUGAUAUCUGUGAAAUUCAGAAAUCAAGCAAAUUUAGAUAUUGAAAACAUUACAUUUAAUUUAAACAGUGAAAAAUAUAAAAUCCUAAAAGUAUUUUUGUAGUUUUUUAAUAUCAAAGAAUGUGAAUUCUGAUUUUUAGAUUAUAAGUAUAAAGUACAAAUAACAAUUCGACUUUACCUCUCUCAGUGAUUUAGCAGAAAUAAAAUAUUUUUAUAAGCAUUGUAUAUUGUAAUUAAGGAAAUAACCAGCAAAUUGAUAUUUUACCAUUUAUCAAAGACUGAUAUUGAAUCUCGACAAUAAUCAUGACAUACUCUUUACAUGCAUUUAUUUUUUAUAUCGAUUUAAAUAUAAAUCAGUGUCAUUCAAUUGUUUUAAAAAUCUCAUUAGUACUCAUUCUAAUUUUAUUGUGUAUGAUAAAUUAUAUUAUUGUUAUAUACACAAAUACUAAAAUUUAGUUUUUAUGAAUCAGGAGGUUAAAGGUAGGAUAGCGUAAUGUAUGUGUUCUUUCUUAACACAUAUUUCGUUCCUUCCUUUCCUUUUCAAUUAAAUAUUUAACUAAAAUAAUUUUGUUCUUGGCAAAAUAUUUAUAUAAACACCUUAAUUAUUAUAUAAAUUUACCUCUUUCAACUCAUUUCAUUCAACUGUUUGGAUGAAAUACUAGAAUAAUAAUUGAGUCGUUGAUGGUAAUUUAAAUUACUUUGAUAGUAAUUUAAAUUACUUUGAUGAUCAUCAAUGUUCAACUGUGUUUCUAACUAAGAAAUUAAAAGUUAUUACUUCAAGUAAAGUUAUUAACUUCUAUUCUUAUUUAUCAAGAUGCUUUUAAACUUAUAGCAGUUGUAGAAAGACGUAAAUUUGCGUUUAAUUCCACCUUAUAUUAUUUAAGUUUAGUUAUAAUUAGUUAAUGAAACAGUUGUACCAAUUAUAAAACUUUAUAGGCGAAUGAAUAAUCAAAUGCUGUGCCAUAUAGGCUAUAUUUUGAAGUGACUGAUUUUUAAAUUGUAUUAAGUUUUGAAAUGUCAUAUGAGCAUUCGUAAAGAUAGGUUGUGAUUCAUUUAUUUUGUGGAUAAAAUACUUUUUGAAAAUCCAAAUUGAAACAACUAUUUUGUAUUAGGGUUAUACAAGUCUGUGCUAGCUUUAAAUUUUUAUCUUUACACCUUAUAUGUAAGUUUUGUAUAAUAAACACCCAAGUCAGUAA
Molecule: messenger RNA, 4165 nt
Organism: Pieris rapae (cabbage white)
Lineage: Eukaryota; Metazoa; Arthropoda; Insecta; Lepidoptera; Pieridae
Gene: smo
Product: protein smoothened
Exons: 11
Coding region: 133-2382 (749 amino acids)
Biological process (GO): positive regulation of smoothened signaling pathway; smoothened signaling pathway; commissural neuron axon guidance
Cellular component (GO): dendrite; cilium; plasma membrane
Molecular function (GO): transmembrane signaling receptor activity; patched binding
Source: RefSeq, a predicted model, not a curated record